Messenger RNA from Closterium sp. NIES-67, 6057 nucleotides. Lineage: Eukaryota; Viridiplantae; Streptophyta; Zygnematophyceae; Desmidiales; Closteriaceae. The record is from the annotation of a GenBank genome assembly.
CGAGCCUGUCAAUCCGGCUUUCCUGCUGCUUGUCGCUCUAGCUAGUGAGUAGCUAGUGACUGGCGGGAUGAAGAUAGCUCUUUUUCGGGGAAUGCUUAGACCAUUCUUAGAUCCAAUGCCUUCUGUUUAGAAUAAGAUUCGUUUCUAUCCAAAUGCGACAUUGCUAGUAGCGAAAUCCACGUCGGUCCACGUCAUCCGUUCGUACCAUGAAGAAUGGGAAGGUUGCGGACGCGCCGACCUCCGUUUUGCCGAACCAAAAUGCUACCGUCGGAACGAACCAGUUCCCGAGCCUGAGCACCUGGGUUGUAGGAAGGCGGUUCCAUGCGCGUGUGCCAUGCAGUGCGGGAAUGCGAGUGGUAUUAGCGAGGGAGCGAUCCAACGUGGCAGAUAGAAACGCCGUUCAAGUAUUGAUUAUACCGGAUGGCAGAUCCGUGGAUGGAUGCAGCCAGAGCAGCAGAGGCGAGGAGGUGACUAUAGCGAGGAGCAAAGCGAGAUGGUGGGAGACAGCUGGAAAGGGCAAAAAAGGAGGGGAAGGGAGCGGAAGACGGAAAAAUGGCAUUGGUGCAAAAGGGACGAAAGGAACGGAUAGAGAAAAGGGCAGAGGAAAGGGAAGGCUAGGAGGGAAGCGAUCAACCAUGAGCCAAUCAAUCACCUUGGGGACAGGGGACGAGAUGGGGAGAAUGACGGGGGGCAUGAAGGGGGAAGCGCAGGGGGAGAUUAAGGGGGACGUGAAGGGAAAGAUUAAGGGGGGAGUGCAGGGGGGGAUAAUGGAAGAAGUGAAGGGGGAGGCGAUUGGGCAUAUAUCAAGCGCAGUGGCACGGGUUCUGGCUCCAGUGAUGGAUCAACAUGGUGACGUCAGAUUUGAGGGUGUCAUCACAUCCACCCCAUCCUCCUCCCCGCAUGCCCGUAUCCCUAUCAAGAUUACACCCCUCAUCACCACACCUUCUCCUGCCAACCCUCCGGAGAAUCGACUAAAAUCAGCAGCUUUGGCCGAGCCUUCCGGUUUCAGGAUCGCGUUCAAUGCCAUGUGGCAGUCUGUUCUGGAUGCCACGUCACGGGCUCAAACGCACAAGCAGAAAGCCCAGGAAGGAUUCACAGCUGAUGGUUUGAGCCGUCGCGAUGGUGCGAGUCGGCAGCAUGAGACUGGAGCGGAUGCUGCUGCUGAGGUGUGCGGGGAAAACGUCAACGGCAGUGGGGGUGCUGAUAGUGGUGAUCGUGGUGAUGGUGAUGAUACUGGUGGUGGUGGUGAUCCUGAUGGAUGUGGGAACAACGACGGGUGUGAGAGAGGGGAAGCAGGAGCAGGUGGAGAAAUGCGAGUGAGCAACUUCAGCCUGAUGCUCAACACUGUCCUGCGAUCAGACGCCCACCUCUUUCUCCCCGAGGAAAGGGAGCUGCUAGGAUCUUUCUCGCUCCUCCCUGCACCGGCACAAUACGUCUUUGUCCGCAUAUUCCUUCGGAAAGGCCCCUGGUUUCUCCUCUCCUCCCUUGUCAAGUACACUGAAGACUUCAGAUUGAGAUUUCCUUCUGCUAGUACGUGUCCAGAUGUGAAACCGCUGGGCGAACCAGCAGGACGCGUGGUGGAAGGAGGAGAGGCAGCAGCAGCAGGAGAAGGAGCAGGAGCACGAGCAGGAGCAGGAGCAGGAGGAGGAAUGGUGGAGACGGAAUAUUCAGCUGCUGCUGCUCUUCAGUCGGCUGUACAGUCUCUCUGUGAUGCAGGUUGGUGCGAGUCUGGCUUUGAGCAAGCCAGCCCAGAAGUAGCACCUUGUACAGUCACACCUCGAUGCAACCACAGGGAACCUUGUAGAGGAGCAGCAGUGGCAGAGCAUGAGGCAACUGAGGAAGAAUCAGUUUGUUGUAAUUCUGGAGGUGCUUGCACCAGAGGCACGCUCUCUCUGGAAGCAGCAGUGGCCGUGACUCACCAUCUGCUGCCCUUGGAUCACCUGCGCUCCCUCGCUCUCUCCUUCAACCUGCAGAGGAAAGCAGUCGUUCGGGCGAGCAGGAAAGCUGCUCUCGUGUCACUCGUUGUGCAAGCCCUUACCAGCAGCAACCAAUCACAGCCUGCCACGUCAGUCUCGCCACGUGAUGCCACGCUCAGGCAAAAGCUCUCCUCUUCCAUCCUCGCUCUCUCUGGUCCCUGCCUUCGCAUCGCCCCUCAGAUCACCCGCCUGCUUGCUAGAGUGCAGAUCACCCGCCUGCUUGCUAGAGUGCAGCGUCUUUUCUUCCUCAACUCCUCCCAAUCCCUCACCACCUUUCUGCUGGUCGACUUUGGCUUGCGGUGCUACCCCUCCUACCGCUGCCACCGCUCUGCACCGGUCUUCAUCUCUCGGGAGGAGGUUCUAGCAUAUGAGGAGGCUUCCGAAGUGCUGGCUAUGGUUGAGCGGAUUGUGGGGUUGGAUGGAUGGGAGGAGGAAGACGGGGCUGGGAGAGGAGGGUUGGAGGGAGGGGGAAGGGGAAGAGGUGGGAAUGGGAGCAGUAGGAGCAAGAAACAGAAAGCGGUGCGAGAAGUGCGAGGAGGGCCGAGGAAAGAGGAAGGAGAGAAGGAAGGGGAACAAGGAGAGAAGAGUGGGAAGCGGAGACAUUUGUGUGAAGAUGCGCAAAAGAGUAGAGUUACUACAUGGAAAGAGGUGUAUGAUGAUAAGAACGGGGAACAUACUAACGAGGACAAUGAGGAGGAAGAGGGGAGGGAGGACGGAGAGAAGGAAGGAAAGAGGGGGGAGCUAGUGGAGGGUAAAGUGGAGGAGGAGGAGGAGGAGGAGGAGGAGGAGGAGGAGGGUGGUGAGGAGGAGGAGGAGGAGGAGAGAGUGGAGGAAGAGGAGGACGAUAUGGAUGAGUUGAUGCUAAUGGCCGCUCUUGCUGGUGCUAGACAGCACCUUCAGUCAGAGCUGUCGUACUCCAAUGGCACAUCUCAAGUCAGAGAUUCACCUGGCAGAGAUUCACCUGAUGUAGACACACCUGAUGGAGGUUCACCUGGGGGAGAUUCACCUGGGGGAGGUACACCUGAUAGAGCUACGCCUUGUGGCGAUGCAUGUAGUAACGAUGCGCAGUCAUGGAGGCAUCGGUUCAGGCCGCAAUGGGUGUAUGCCGAGGUGCUGUGGAGAGGCGUGUCCUGGCUGGAGCAACGAAAGAGGUACAAUCAAGCCGUCUCCGACCUGAGGCUGCUGAUCUCCUCUCAUUACUCCCCAAAGAGACGCCUUGCGGCUUUCUUUCUGCGCCUCUCCAUUGAUCUCCACCACCUGGGGCGCACGGGGGAGAGCCUAGAGGCCGCGAGGGAGGGCGUGGCUGCCUGUAUGGGGGACAGACACGUGGCAGCAGGGGAUUUGCUGGCACUGCAGCGGCGUGUGGUGUGGCUGGCGAAACCCCCCAGAGCAUGGAAGCCCCCGGCUUAUGCUCGGAUGGUGGGGUGGAAGUGUAAAGAGGUGCGAAUUGUGGGCCGCCCAGUGAACAGUGAAGUGGGUGUUCGCAGCCGAUUCUACAGCAUGGCACCGCUUACAGUCACACCUCCCCCUACAGUCAUGCCUCCCCCUACAGUCACGCCUCCCCUUACAUUCACGCCUUCCCCUACAGUUGUACCUCUUACAGUCACACCUCAUAAGACGAGCAUGGAUGAAAAGUGCAGUGGGAAACCGUUGUCUCUUGAGGUGUCUCGAAAUAUUAAUGAUGAUAAACGGGUGGAUGAACGGAGUAUCACAUCACUUAAGAAAUCGCUUCCCACCGGUGUGAGCAAUCUAAUCGCUUCACACUGCAGAUGGAGGGACGAGCAGUGCAGCAAAAUGGAGCGUUCCGAGAGGCAUACAGCCAAUGUCGCAUUCAGUGCAUCAGUAGAGCAGUGUGGAUCCCCUGAGCAAUCCAAUCAACGUCUGGCUGACCAAUGUUGUAUGCAGCCUUUGCAGUCGCUCCCAGGUGCAUGGUGGGAUGAGCAGUGUAGAGUGGAGCAGCUAGCCCUGCAGCAUUACAGCAGCACAGAGGGAGGGGUUCUGAGGCGCCCCUGUGUACAUACCGAGCCCCCUCUUAGUCCGUGGUGGGAUGAGCAGUGUAGCGUAGAAGAGCUGGCGCUGCAGCAUUACAGCAGCACGGAGGGAGGGGGAUGGAGCGGGAUACACUGUGAGGGGUCCCUGUGGUCCAGCCUCUUCGCCCUUCUCUUCUGGGACGUCCUUUUCGCACCGCUGCCCGAUGUGUUUCACCACCCCUUCCAGACUGCGCCAUUGGACCUUUUUUCACCUGCUUUUGCCUCGCGCCGUCGCCACAUGAUCGGCAGGCGCUUGGCAGAGCUCAGAGGGGAGCACUGCACGGGGGAGGGUCUGGGAGGAGGAGGGGGGCGCUUUAAUUCGGAGCGUUCCACCCCCCCCUGCAGUGCUUUCACCAGGGGGGAUCGUUGCACGCGGUGCCCAUCCAGUGGUUCAGCAGAAGGCGUGAAAGAGGAGGAGUUGGCGGCGGUUGCAACGAAGUGCGCGCACAAAGCACACGGGCGAGAUGGUCAUCUGCUCAAAGCACCCUUGAGCAACGGCAUUUCACCUUCUUCUAGCGGAAUCAGUGGCACACCAUGUGUGACCGGUACACAUGCCACCGCUCGUGCUUCUCCUGGCGCACUUGGUGCUUGCUCUGUGACUUUUGAGUCGACUCAAAAGUCUCCUGCCACACUUGGUGCUUGCCCUGUGACCGGGACGCUCACUGCGCUUAGGCUGUUGAAGGAACGAUGGCAGCAAUACCAAGGCACUCUGUGUGUGGGCUUGGGACUGGUGAACGAAGGAGCUACCGAAGCGGUUGCUAAUGAAGGAGUUACGGACAGAAACCUUUUACGUGGAGGGACGGCAGAAGGAAGCACUGGUGCUGCCAGUGUUGUUGAUGCGGCUUCUGUUCCUGCUGCUGCUGCUACAGUUGCUGCUUCGGCUGCUGUUAUGCUUUCGGCGUCCACUGCUGCCAUUGCCGCUGCUACAGCUGCUUUUUCUGCUGAUUCUACAGUGAUUGCUGCAAAUGCAGGAACUAGUGCAGCUGCAGCUGCUGCUGUUUAUGUGGCUCCAGCACCCCGCAGCAGCAGUAACACCGAUCAGCGCUCCAUAAGCCUCGCAGAGCUCACAGAAGUUGUCCUAUGUGCCGGCGGUGCUACAGUAGCUGCAGUCUGUGGGCGGCUGGCAGAAGGCUACAGUAACUGGAGGGGCGGCAUGCCAGACCUGGUGCUCUGGAGAAGACGCUUGGCCGGGCCUCAGGCUCGGCUUUGCUGUCCGAACCAAAGGGGCGCGAUGGGGAGUGCUGACAAUGAGCAAGAGAGUGGUGAUGAAUGGAGGAACGACAAUUGUGUAGGACAAGAAAGAAGGGGAGAUUGGGGAAGUGGGAGCCCUUUGGGGGGAGUGAAGGGUCCGAUUCACAGGUGGAGUGGAAGUUGCUGGGGGGCACAAGGGAGUGGAAGCCCUUGGGGGGAGGUGAAGCUGGUGGAGGUGAAAGGGCCGAGGGACCAGCUGUCGAGCAAGCAGAGCGCGUGGCUGAUGAGUCUGCAUGGCGAUGGGGUGGAUGUGGAGGUGUGCAGAGUGGUGGAGAGUGAGGAGCAGCUGACGAAGAAGAGGAAGAGAUGAGAAUCGUAUAACCUUAUACCUAGCACUGACCAGCUGUCAAGCCAGCAUAGGGCAUGGCUGAUGGUUCUGCAUGGUGAUGGGGUGGUACUACUGGUAUGUGGAGGUGUGCAGAGUGGUGGAGUGGGAGGAGCAGCUGAGGAAGAUAAGGAACUGCUGCGGCUCUGGAAGAAAUAUACUUAGCCCGGAUAUAAGUGUUGGAAAUAUCUCAAAAGACUUAAGCGUUUCUGAAGUGUAACACUACACUCGAGGAAGAUCGCAACGGGUACGCGAGUCAACGGAGGUUACACGAGGGGGCGGACAAAGAACGCGAAGGGACUCGAAGGGUCGCAACUGGAGGUUGCGACUGACCGUUACAACAGCGCCGAUGGUAACCGAAGCGACAAUCGAGUCGCUGUGCGACUCAAUAAACCGCUCCUGCAACUGUAUUCUACAAACAACUUUCUUAUUUUUCUAUAUAUUGCUGUAUGCUUGUUUCUUUAAUCAAUCACUU